AUGGAGUGGCCAAACUUUGACGACUCUACUCGGCCGUCCAGACACCUUACCUUCAGAUCCUACCACGACUGGGACGCACUACCCUCGCAACUCUCAACCGCGUGCUCCCAGGUAUACAGUGAGCACAGUUCCGAUAGUGGCACAUCAUUCGGCAGUCGCAAAAACGGCAGCAUGAACCGCGACAACGCCAGCUACCGCGGAGGACGUGGUGGUAGAAGCAGAUCCGGCUUCUCUGGUGCAAGAGGUGGCCGCAAAAACUCGAGCAGCUCCAGCAGUUCAAACGGCCAACAACACCCCGUCAUUAGACAGUCUCCCGCUCCUCAGAGCAGCGUGACACCACCAGCCCAUCACGGUCAAGGCAAUGCUCACGUCGACUCUCCUAUUACCCCAAACAAGCAACAAUCCUCAUACACCGUCAACGGGACCUCUAUUAGUGAAACCUACACUCCAAGCGGAAGUGCUCAUGUGCCGUCACCAAGGCCACGAACUGAGCCAUCUACGCCGACUCGAAGCAACUAUAUGCGCAAUACGCCCACCCAUCAGCACGUAAUACAGCAACCAGCUAUCUUGAAUGAUGCUACCUGGGCUCACCAGCAGGAGCUCAGGUUCAGACUGUUGGGGAUACCAAAGGCAUGCUGGACGAAGCAGGUCUACCAAGCAGUGUCUAGCUACGGCACUGUGGUACGGAUAAAGAUCCUGCCAGGGUCUCCCGAUAACGACGCAUGGGUUGUAUUUCGAGCUCCACUGUACAAGCAGCUGCCCUAUAAAGUACGUGUUGGGCAUGCUCUCGCGAGGUGUGAGAAACAUAAUGUUAUCGUGCGCAAAGUUCCCAGUCCUAUCGACCCCAAGAAGCAGUAUUGCGAAUUUAAUACGCUCCUCGCCAACACAAUCGACUUCGGUGCUACAGACGCGAAGAAGUCUAUGAUCAAAAUGCACAGUGUGCGGGCUCGCCGCAAUGUCCGACUCACGUUGAAUCUGGACCGCAAAGAGCUCGAUAUCCAGUUUCCCCAAGAUGUGAACGAUGAAUUGCGCAACUACCGCUUCCGACUUCCCAUUGCUCUUCUAUCGCAUAUUUACAAAGAUGCAGGCAGUGCUCCGGGUCAGGGAGCUCUGAUUAUCCCGUUCGAAUCUGCGCCACAGUUCUUUGUACAGAAACAACAAGUCGAGAUACUUUCCAAUGACAACGAUCAUACCAGCUUCUCAACGAGGGAAGAAACCUGGCUUGACUGGUACACCUGGUUCCGUGAGACUGAUAUAGUCGAAUCCGGUGUCAGGGCCGCUAUGCAGGAGAGACCUCUGAUGAACCACAAAGAUAUGGCUAUCAUUGAUAUCGGCCGAUGGACCACUUAUAGAAUUCUCCUCGACAACGCCAUAUUCACGAAACCACAAUACACCGAGUUCGCGAGUGCUCUCGCUGACUAUGGAGUCGAGAUCAAAGAUUGUUCUGACUAUGACAUCAAGAACAGAAUGGCUUCACCAUUGUGGAAGCUGCUGCAAGAGGAAACCUCUGGCACGCACCCACACCUUGAGGCCCCAACCUCCAGCUCUGGCUUUGACGAACUUUUCGCUGGACAAAUCUAUUUAUCCUUCCCGAUUCGAUAUCAACUGGAGGCGUGUUUGUCAAAUGGCUACCUUAAGGAGCAUACGGUCACAGCCGAGUUCCUCGAGCGGCUCGCGAAGAACCCUCGUCGGGCGGUAUACCUUCUGGAGAAAGUAGUUGAUAAACAAGAAACAUACUAUGAUCCUAUGGAGAUAUUCGAGAUUCGAACGAGAGGUAGUCUCGAGAAGAAGGUUCCCAGCUACUGCUUGCUACAACGGUCCGCCAUCAUCACACCGAGCACAAUACACGUUGCCUCACCCAUUAUGGAAACCUCUAAUCGCAUCACACGCGAAUACGCCGCGAUCGCAGAUCGCUUCCUACGAGUCAAGUUCUCUGAUGAGAAGACGGAAGGUGUUCUGCGCAGCAUACCGAAUGGUAAGGCAGACGCUACCUUUGAUCGAGUACGUCGAGCGAUGAAGAACGGAAUCGUGGUUGCUGGUCGUUACUACGAGUUUCUCGCAUUUGGCAACUCGCAGUUCCGAGAGCAUGGGGCCUACUUCUACGCGCCAACAUCCACCAAAUCUGCCGACGAUAUCAGAUCGUCGUUGGGACGUUUCGACCACAUCAAAACCGUUGCAAAGUUCGGCGCUCGACUCGGACAGUGUUUCUCAACAACGCGAGCCAUGCGAGUUAAAGUCACGAUCGUCAAGAUCCCUGACAUUGAGCGCAACGGCUACUGCUUUACCGACGGAGUAGGAAAACUUUCACUCUUCCUGGCACAAAUGGCCGCACAAGAGCUCGGCCUAUCCAAUGCAUUCGAUGACCCACCUUCACUAUACCAGUUCCGUCUCGGCGGCUGCAAAGGCGUCCUCGCUCUGGACCCCAAGAUCACUGGUAACGAAGUUCACAUUCGACCUAGUCAGCUCAAGUUCGAAGCAAAGUUCUUGGGCUUGGAGAUCAUCCGAUCAUCAGCCCUGGCAACUCCCUUCUUCAAUCGACAGAUCAUUGUCGUGUUGUCUGAUCUGGGUGUCCCUGACAAUGUCCUCAUUCAGAAACAACAAGAGAUGGUCAACGACUACGAGCAGGCUAUGACAGACAAGGAUACGGCAAUUGCAAAGCUACGCAAGCACAUCGACAUGAAUCAGACGACGCUGACCAUGGCGGGUAUGGUAAUUGACGGCUUCAUGGAAAGCCGCGAGCCAUUCAUGAUGUCGCUGCUGAGGCUUUGGCGAGCAGCCACAAUCAAGAACCUCAAAGAGAAGGCUAGGAUUGCGAUCGAAGACGGUGCCUUUGUUUUGGGAUGUGUCGAUGAGAGCGGUACAUUGAAAGGGCACCUCAAUGACCCGCAAUCAAGGUCCGAUGCAUCUCGCCAGGACAAAAUGCAGACUCUACCUGAGAUCUUUUUGCAGGUCGACGACACCGAAGCAAACAAGCGAGGCCACUACAAGAUCGUCAAAGGGGUCUGCGUUCUGGCGCGUAACCCAUCGCUUCAUCCUGGCGAUUUGCGGGUCGUUCGCGCAGUUGACGUUCCCGCUCUCCACCACCUCAAGAAUGUGGUAGUGCUCCCACAAACGGGCGAUCGUGACUUGGCCAACAUGUGUUCUGGCGGCGAUCUCGAUGGUGACGAUUACAUGGUACUGUGGGACAAGGACCUGAUACCAGAACUCAUCACACUGUCCGAUAUUAGCGAUUUCUUCGUCACCUACAUGCAGAACGACUCUCUCGGCCAGAUCGCAUAUGCUCAUCUAGCGCAAGCUGACGUCAACCAUGAAGGUGUCGGUUCCGGAACCUGCUUAGAGCUAGCUAAGCUCCACUCCCAGGCCGUCGACUAUCCUAAGAGUGGCAUACCAGCUCAGAUGAGUCAAGAUCUGAGACCAAAACGCUGGCCACACUUCAUGGAGAAGAAGCAUCUCCAAGCGCAUAAGAUUUACAGGUCGACUAGGGUCUUGGGCAAGCUCUAUGACCAAGUUGAGCUCGUUGAUUUCAAACCGCAGUGGGAAAAUGCCUUCGAUUUCCGCAUUCUCGAUGCCUAUGAGGUUGACGAAGAACUCCUGAGCAAAGCGACAGACAUCAAGGCGCUCUACGAUGAGGCAUUCAAGCGACUCAUGGCUAAGCACGGGAUUCGUACAGAGUUUGAGGCUUGGUCUGUCUUUGUGCUUGCCCACAACCAAGAGAGCCGUGACUACAAAUUUGCCGAGGAGUUCGGGCGGACCAUGGGGGCUCUAAAGGCCCAAUAUCAAGAGAUUUGUCGUGAGGCAGCUGAGAUGACGAAUGCAGCUGACUGGAACCGUCUCGGACCCUUCGUGGCAGCCAUGUACAAGGUGACGGGGAGAGAACUGGAAGCAGCGUUGGCAGAAUGUCGUGCAAUGAAAGUUGUCGGCGGACUAGAGGUUCCCGCUCGUCUGAUGGAUGCCGAGCAUAUGCCCUUGAUGUCUUUCCCCUGGCUCUUCCCCAGCGAGCUUGGUAAGAUUGCUACCAGGAAAGUUCACCACGUCAAGUCCCAUGCGUCAUUCCCUCGUUCUCUGCCUCACCGGAAGAAGCCGACGGGGCACUCUGGUACGGAUGUGGGAGACGUUGAGACAGAAGAGGGAACGGUACAUUACGGAGAGCUAUUGAAGUUGGAUUUUGGUAUGCAAGUUGCGGUGCAGCCUGCAGAACCCCAGCAUACAGCAAUCGAAACCAAGAAUCAGAAAAAGCAGGUGUAUCAGGAUGGAACAAAACAGAAGAAUGAGAAAGAGGAGAGCGGGCACGCGCAAGAGAAGGCGGACCAGGACAAGUCGAAGCAAAAGAAAGAGAAUCAGGACAAGUCGAACCAAGAGCGGGCAAAGAAUGACUCGCUUGGUCGUCUUGCUCUUGGAGGAACAUAUGUUCUGGGACCCGACGCUUCCAAAGUCCAGACUCAGACAGGGGUUGGGGAGGGAAACAUUAGCAGCGGAGGCGAGCAAGAAGGUCGCCAGCAGCAGGAUAGCCUGGAUGUCAAAGUUCCAAGCAAGAAGCCGUCAGUGCUGGAGAUGCUUUCGCGAUUUGGUUGA
Parastagonospora nodorum SN15 is the source of this 4572-nucleotide messenger RNA. RefSeq lists its product as hypothetical. The coding region runs from base 1 to 4572 and encodes 1523 amino acids. Gene Ontology annotation, molecular function: RNA-directed RNA polymerase activity. Gene Ontology annotation, biological process: siRNA processing. The transcript is spliced from 4 exons. Gene Ontology annotation, cellular component: nuclear RNA-directed RNA polymerase complex. The record is from RefSeq and is a predicted model, not a curated record. NCBI's taxonomy places the organism in Eukaryota, Fungi, Ascomycota, Dothideomycetes, Pleosporales, Phaeosphaeriaceae.